GGAGCUCUGAAACCAGGUACAGCCUCCUACCACUACCACCACCACCAUACCUGGGAUCGAUCGUGACCCCGUAUUCUCCUGCAGCCAAACCAACUUCCUGUGUGCUCAAAACAUCUGCCCAUCUCCGGUCUGUUGUUCAUCGUCAAUUUGAUCGCAGUGAUUCAAGAUGGGAGGCCGAGAAACCUCAGAUUCAUCUCCUUCGACCUACCCGAAGCUCGUGGAGCGGCCGGUCGGUAAGCAGAUUCACAACAUUUACCUGGACCGGCUGCGACAGUUCACCAAUACUGGCCAAUAUGAGAAGCAAGGGCUCAUGGGGAAGAUGUACGAAGGUAGGGUUCAGGGAGAACCCUUUGUGAAACUCAGCGUAUACUCGCCUCCCAACCUAUCGCGCCCGACGUUUGAGGAUGCAACAAGCCAUGAGUUCGCCGAGGCGCACGUCGGACAGUCAUUUGGCCCUAGCUGGAGUACACAUUGGUUCAAGAUCGACCUCACCAUUCCUGACAGCCUCGUCAAAAAAGAACACCUCGAGUUCCACUGGGACACGGGUGCCGAGGGCUUGAUCUGGACGGAAAAUGGAGAAGUCGUGCAUGCCCUUACAGGAGGAGGUGAGCGCACCGAAUGGAUCCUUCCGGAUGCUUGGAGAGAUGGAAAAAGCCAUACUUUCUACAUCGAGAUGGCGUGUAAUCACAUGUUUGGCAAUGCGAAUGGGGACACGAUCCAGCCGCCCCCGCCAGAUCGAUACUAUCAGCUUCACACUGCAGACAUUGUAGCUGUCAACUUGGACGCGAGACAACUAUACAUCGACUUCUGGAUCAUUGGAGAUGCGGCAAGGGAAUUUCCAAGCGACAGCUGGGAGAGCCACAAGGCGCUGCAGGUGUGCAAUGAGAUCAUGGAUACUUUCAUUGCGGGCAAUGGAAGUAAGGAGAGCAUCAAGAAGGCGCGUGAGGUUGCUAGGCAGUACACCGGAGAUGUGGACUCGGAAAAGGUGUACCAAUCCGGGAAGCCGGCAAUCGUGCAGGCUAUCGGGCAUUGUCACAUUGACACUUGCUGGCUUUGGCCUUGGGCUGAAACGAAGCGGAAGGUCGCAAGAUCAUGGUCAAAUCAAUGCGACUUGAUGGACAGAUAUCCCGAGCUGAGGUUCACAUGCUCGCAAGCACAGCAGUACAAGUGGCUUGAGAUGUACUACCCCUCGCUGUUUGACCGUGUCAAGGAAAAGGUCAAAAAGGGUACAUUUAUCCCCAUUGGCGGCAGCUGGGUGGAGCAUGACACCAACCUCCCAAGCGGUGAAUCGCUGGUCAGGCAAUUCCUUUACGGCCAGCGUUUCUUCGAAUCCCAUUUUGGGGCAAGAUGCACGACGUUCUGGUUGCCUGACACGUUUGGUUACUCGGGUCAGCUACCGCAACUGUGUCGUCUUGCGGGUAUGACACGCUUCUUUACACAGAAACUGAGCUGGAACAAUAUCAAUAACUUCCCGCAUACGACGUUCAACUGGGUAAGUUUGGACGGAAGCCAAGUCCUUUGCCAUAUGGCUCCUAGCGAAACAUACACCGCUGAAGCCCACUUCGGCGACGUGAAGCGGAGCGUAACGCAGCACAAGAGCUUGGAUCAGGAUGAGACGUCGUUACUUGUGUUUGGUAAAGGGGAUGGCGGCGGUGGACCGACAUGGCAGCAUAUCGAAAAGCUUCGUCGCUGCCGUGGUAUCUCUGACAAGAUCGGUCUUCUUCCUCGCGUUCAUAUGGGAAACUCAGUUGAUGACUUUUUCGCCGAACUAGAGAGGAAGGCAGCAAGCGGUACUGAGUUCGUAACAUGGUACGGUGAACUGUACUUCGAACUACAUCGUGGGACAUAUACAACGCAGGCGAACAACAAGCGCAACAACCGUAACAGCGAAUUUAUGAUGAGGGACAUUGAGUUUCUCUGCACGCUGGCUAGUUUGAAGGGUGAGAUUGACGGCAAAAAGAGCAAAUACGAGUAUCCGAAAAAGGCGAUUGAUUUCAUGUGGGAGGGUAUUCUCUUGUGCCACUUCCAUGACUGCUUGCCUGGUAGUUCUAUUGAGAUGUGCUAUGAUGACUCAGAUGCGUUGUACGCCGAAAUUUUUAAGACUGGCGAGAAGGUCAUGCUGGAUGCUCUGCAUGAACUAGGGUUUGAUAACGAGUCAAAAGCCCUCAAUCCAGUCGUGCUCAAUACGCUGCCAUGGGACCGCACCGAAAUUGUGAAGCUUCCCGUCAAGACCGAGAAGCCUCAGUAUGCUAUUGCUUCGUCUUCAAGCACAGGUGUUGGUGUAGUAACCCCGCUUACUGCCGCAAGCGCAAAGCCCGCGUCGAUCCAAGAAAUUAAGAAGGGCGUUUUCAUGCUUUCUAACAGUCGUUUCAACGUCGAAGUCAGUAACGGAGUAAUAACAUCGCUGUAUGACAAAUCGGCAGAGCGCGAGGUUCUGGCCAAAGGAGGCAAAGGCGGCCAGCUUGUCAUUUUCGACGACAAACCUUUGUACUGGCAGGCUUGGGACGUUGAGGUCUUCCAUCUGAACUCGCGAAAAGAACUCACUGCGACAUCCUCACGUAUCCUGGAGCAAGGGCCCCACAAAGUCAGCGUCGAGACUGAGACCAAGAUUAGCGAAAAUUCCUGGAUCAAAACCAUUAUUUCACUCUCAGCAGUGCUAGACGAUUCCUUUGCGUGCGUCAAUUUUGAUGCCGAAGUUGAAUGGCGGGAGACUAUGAAAUUCCUUAAGGUCGAAUUUCCUGUUGACGUACGCAAUACGGAGGCCAGCUACGAAACCCAGUUUGGCAUCGUACGCCGCCCAACACACUACAACACGAGCUGGGACAUGGCCAAGUUCGAAGUCUGUUGUCACAAAUGGGCUGACCUGAGCGAGGCGGGCUACGGCGUGAGCAUUCUGAACGACAGCAAGUACGGGUUUGCCACUUGUGGAAACCUCAUGCGCUUGAGCUUGUUGAGGGCCCCUAAAGCACCUGACGCUCAUGCAGACAUGGGACGUCAUCACAUCAGAUACGCGAUCUUCCCGCACAUCGGUGGUCUGGAUCACAGGACUGUACGCGCGGGAUACGCUUUCAACAACCCAAUGAAGGUUCAUCACCACGCUUCCCCCUCAUCUGUUUCGUCGCUACUUUCCUCGUUUAAGAUCGAAGGCAAUCCCGCGAUCGUGCUUGACACGAUCAAGCGCGGUGAAAACGACGAAGAUGUCUGGUACGAUGGCACAUACAGUGGAAUUCCAAAGGCAAAGGGCAAGAGCGUCAUUAUCCGAGUUUAUGACAGUCUAGGCGGCAAAGCAAGGGGUACUUUGACUUGGGGCCACGUGCCGAUCACCAAAGUAGAAAAGGUCAAUUUGCUGGAGGAUCAAGGGGAGGAGCUUGCAAUGCUGAGCAGUGGGAAAGGUGUCGCCAUUGAACUUAGGGCGUUCGAGGUGGCAACGUACAAAUUGUUUUUGUAGGAUUAUGAGGAAUCCACGUAUGUACAUGAAGCCUGCGGCAUGAAUUGGUGGAUAAAUAUCUCCUUAUCUUUUUAAGCAUGUGCAAAUAAGCAAAGUCAAAGAUGAAAAAAAUGUGUUGGC
Verruconis gallopava is the source of this 3568-nucleotide messenger RNA. RefSeq lists its product as uncharacterized. The transcript is spliced from 3 exons. Gene Ontology annotation, cellular component: fungal-type vacuole membrane. NCBI's taxonomy places the organism in Eukaryota, Fungi, Ascomycota, Dothideomycetes, Venturiales, Sympoventuriaceae. The record is from RefSeq and is a predicted model, not a curated record. Gene Ontology annotation, biological process: mannose metabolic process; oligosaccharide catabolic process. Bases 167 to 3448 code for a protein of 1093 amino acids. Gene Ontology annotation, molecular function: alpha-mannosidase activity; carbohydrate binding.